Trematomus bernacchii (emerald rockcod) is the source of this 2638-nucleotide messenger RNA. It is a transcript of the gene pde6b, whose product is annotated as phosphodiesterase 6B, cGMP-specific, rod, beta. The transcript has 23 exons. The record is from RefSeq and is a predicted model, not a curated record. Gene Ontology annotation, cellular component: photoreceptor outer segment membrane. Gene Ontology annotation, biological process: signal transduction; retina development in camera-type eye. The coding region runs from base 1 to 2550 and encodes 849 amino acids. NCBI's taxonomy places the organism in Eukaryota, Metazoa, Chordata, Actinopteri, Perciformes, Nototheniidae. Gene Ontology annotation, molecular function: 3',5'-cyclic-nucleotide phosphodiesterase activity; protein binding.
AUGUGUGCACAGAAGGAAGACGUGGAAAACUUCCUGAAGGGAAACCCUUCAUUUGCUAAACAGUACUUUGCUAAGAAGAUGAGCCCUGCCUCCAUAUCGAAGGCGUCAGGACUCCCAGACACACAGAUUGACUUCAGCCAGUUCCAGGAGCUCGCUCAGGUUGAAGAAAGCAAAGUCAUGUAUGACCUGAUCAAAGACAUGCAGGAGAACAUCAACGUGGAAAAGGUUGUGUUCAAGAUCCUGAAGAGAGUCACUGCGCUCAUCCACGCCGACCGCUGCAGCUUGUUCAUGUACCGGCAGAGGAACGGCAUCGGGGAGCUGGCCACAAGGCUCUUCAAUGUCAGCACAGAGGCACAGUUUGAUGACUGUGUGGUGCCACCAGACUCUGAGAUCGUCUAUCCGCUGGACAUGGGAAUAAUCGGACAUGUGGCCCUGACCAAGAAGACUGUUAAUGUGAAAGAUGUCACAGAGAGCCCGCACUUCAGCUCAUUUGUCGACGACCUCACAGAAUAUAAGACCCAGACCAUUCUGGCUUCGCCCAUCCUCAACGGCAAAGACUUGGUGGCUGUGAUCAUGGUUCUAAACAAGACCACUGGACCACACUUCACUGCUGAGGAUGAAGAUCUUUUUUCAAAGUUAAUGAAAAUUGCAACUUUGAACUUGAAGAUCUACCACCUCAGUUACCUCCACAACUGUGAGACUCGUAAAGGACAGCUGCUGCUGUGGUCUGCCAACAAGGUGUUUGAAGAGCUGACAGACAUUGAGCGACAGUUUCACAAGGCCUUGUACACAGUCCGAGCCUACCUCAACUGCGACCGCUACUCUGUCGGUUUACUUGACAUGACGAAGGAGAAGGAGUUCUUUGAUAUCUGGCCUGUGUUGAUGGGGGAGCAGGCCCCAUACUCUGGUCCUGUCACUCCUGAUGGCAGGGAGAUCAUUUUCUACAAAGUCAUUGACUAUAUACUACACGGAAAAGAAGACAUCAAAGUAAUACCAAAUCCGACUCCAGAUCAUUGGGCUUUGAUUAGCGGCCUGCCUACUUAUGUUGCUGAGAGCGGUUUUAUUUGUAACAUUAUGAAUACAGCUGCUGACGAGAUGUUCAAGUUUCAAACUGAGCCACUCGACAGCAGUGGUUGGACCAUAAAAAAUGUCCUCUCGCUGCCGAUCGUCAACAAAAAAGAAGAGAUAGUUGGUGUGGCCACUUUUUACAACAGAAAAGACGGAAAGCCUUUUGAUGAUCAGGAUGAACAGCUCAUGGAGGCUUUGACCCAGUUCCUGGGCUGGUCUGUUUUAAACCCGGACACUUACGACAAGAUGAACAAGCUGGAGAAUAGGAAAGACAUCGCUCAAGACAUGGUGCUCUACCACAUCAAAUGCCGGGAUGAUGAGAUUCAGGAUAUCCUGAACACCAGAGAAGUGUACGGCCGUGAACCCAGAGACUGUGAAGAGGAGGAGCUCCUGGAUAUCCUGAAAAAAGACCUGCCUCCUCUCAUAAAAAAGUUUGAGAUCUACGAGUUCCACUUUUCGGAUUUUAACUGCACAGAGAUGGAGCUGGUGAAGUGCGGGGUGCAGAUGUACUACGAGGUCGGGGUGGUCAAGAAGUUCCAGGUCCCUCAAGAGGCGCUGGUUCGGUUCAUGUACUCGCUCAGUAAAGGCUACAGAAAAAUCACCUACCACAACUGGCGUCACGGCUUCAAUGUGGGCCAGACCAUGUUUACACUCUUAACGACGGGAUUGCUAAAGCGGUACUACACUGACUUGGAGGUGAUGGCCAUGAUAACGGCAGGCUUCCUCCAUGAUCUUGAUCACAGAGGGACCAACAACUUGUACCAAGUCAAAUCUGGCAACCCUAUGGCUAAGCUCCAUGGCUCCUCCAUCCUGGAACGACACCAUCUAGAGAUGGGAAAGUUUCUCUUGGCUGACGAGUCACUGAAUAUCUACCAGAACCUUAACAGGCGCCAGGUUGAGCAUGUGAUUCAUCUAACAGACAUCGCCAUCAUCGCCACUGACCUGGCUCUUUAUUUCAAGAAAAGAACAAUGUUUCAGAAGAUUGUGGAUCUUUCCCACACAUACGAGGAUGAAAAGAAGUGGGUCGACUUCAUGUCCCUUGAAACAACCAGAAAAGAAAUUGUCAUGGCAAUGAUGAUGACCGCAUGUGACUUGUCAGCCAUCGCCAAGCCUUGGGAGGUACAGAGCAGGGUUGCCUUGUCUGUAGCAGCAGAGUUUUGGGAGCAGGGUGACUUGGAGAGGACAGUCCUUGAGCAGCAACCUAUUCCCAUGAUGGACAGGAACAAGUCAGCAGACCUUCCAAAGAUGCAGUGUGGCUUCAUUGACUUUGUCUGCACUUUUGUCUAUAAGGAGUUUUACCGCUUCCACCCACAAAUCAAGCCCAUGCUGGACGGCAUCCUGAAUAACAGGAAGGAGUGGAAUGCUAGAAAAGAGGUGUAUGAGGCAUCACUCAAAGCCAUAGAGGACGAGAAGGCAGCUAAAGAGACCAGUAAAGCUCCUCAAAACCCCAGUGGAGGCUCCAAGACUUGCUCAAUGUGCUAAAAGGUCGGAAAGCUUCUCACGCGAUGGGAAGGCACACGGGCAACCUAUGACAGACUGACUUCAGUCUUACUGACCAGGAAAACAUGAA